AUGGGGAACGACGUCUUCCACAUGGUAGACUUCGAGUGGUGGAACCAACUCCAAUCCAUCAAGGUGUCGAUUUACCAUGGCGUCACUUUAAAGGUGCUCAGCACCUUUGAAGUUGAACGGAGUCCAGUAGGAUUCUCUCAGUCCAGGAUCGAGGCACUACAAGCUGAGAUCCAACAGCUUAGGACAGGCCAACAGGCGAUCGUUGCAUCCCAGGAACUGAUCAAGGCCAACCUCAUCCAUACCCUGGACAUUUUGAGCCAGCUGGUCCCCCCUCCGCUGGUGUUUCUUUGUGAUUGGUGGCUGCAUGCAAAGGUCACAUUUGUCAUCGCUUGGCUUAUUGUGGUUCAGGAUGGGACUCAUUAUGGUGCAAUGUUCAUGUUUCCUCUCUUUCUUUCUCUCUUCAUCCUUCAUGCAAGUGUAAAGGUCUUUGGAUCACCAACUUCAACUGAGGUUGCUAGGGUUUUAGCUUGCCUCUUUGAGAAGGAUGUGGACUUCCAACUCAUUCGCUUUGAUAGUUUCAAGGGCAUGUCGAGGAAACCAGAUUAUCUCAGGCUACAACCAGCAGGUCAAGCUCUCACUUUCGAACAUGGUAGUAGAACUCUCGUUGAAUCAAGAGAGAUAUGCAGAUAUAUAGCAGAGAAAUUCGCAGACCAAGGGAACAAAGAUCUUCUCAGAAAAGGAACACUAGAGAGGGCAUUUAUAGAACAAUGGCUACAAACAGAGAUGCAGAGUUUCGAUCCACCGACAUCGGCAUUACUGUUUAACUUGGCAUUUGCUCCAAUAUUGGACCUCGAACCAGACCAAGAGGUUAUCACCAAGAGCAAAGCAAAACUAGCCAAUUUGCUGGAUGUUUAUGAGCAAAGGCUCGAGGAAACAAACUAUCUUGUUGGAGACAAGUUCACUCUUGCUGAUCUUUCUCACCUUCCAAACACACAUUAUCUCAUUGCUGACAUGAGAUGUGGGCAUCUUUUAAGGUCGAAGAAGAGGGUGAGCAAUUGGUGGGACAAGAUGUCAGAGAGGCCGUCGUGGAAGAAGGUGCUGGAGCUGCAGCAGCAGCCACCUCCAGUGCUCUAA
Dioscorea cayenensis subsp. rotundata (Guinea yam) is the source of this 1074-nucleotide messenger RNA. RefSeq names its product glutathione S-transferase F10-like. Gene Ontology annotation, cellular component: cytoplasm. Bases 1 to 1074 code for a protein of 357 amino acids. The record is from RefSeq and is a predicted model, not a curated record. The transcript is spliced from 8 exons. Lineage: Eukaryota; Viridiplantae; Streptophyta; Magnoliopsida; Dioscoreales; Dioscoreaceae. Gene Ontology annotation, molecular function: glutathione binding; glutathione transferase activity.